UCAAAGAGAUAAGAAGAUCAGGCCCACAGGUUUUAUUAUGGGGUGCCUCGGCAGUUGUAGCUAGGCUCCACUCAACCCCACCUGCCUGCAUACUGGGAGAUCUGCUGAUGCUAUCUUAUUAACCAAAACACUCAAAAAACCGCUCUAUAUGAAGACUUUUCUGACCAAGUUUCUGGGGAGCUCGCUUCUUUUUCCCCUUAGUUCAAUGUUCAUUGCAGUAACCGAUCAACAUACAUCAAACUUCUCUAUUUGAUCGCCGAGAAUAAGCACCAAUAGAGACAACCUGGACCAUGUCGUACCGUCCUGAAGAGCCAGGGAACAACAGCAUCAUCAAUAGUGAUGUCGGCACAUAUGCCAAGUUGUUCAACAAGAAGGUUGACCCUCAUAACGAAGACCUCAUCCACUCUGUCAUUGAGAAUGGAUUUGUCAUUCUUGAAAACAUGUUCACUGAAGCUGAGGUUGAGGAGGCUUGUCAAGAAUUGAAGCGACUGUCUGAAUCCGAUGCUGCCGGCCCGGCCAGUAGUGGCGGUCGCAACAAAUUUGAAGGCUUCCGUACCAAUCGUAUUUACGCUUUACUCAAUAAGUCAAGGGUCUUUGAUAAAUUCGUUGCUCACCCAAAGAUCGUGGCUCUUAACGACUAUUUCUUCGAUCCUGGUUGGCUGGUGAGCACAUUCCAAAGCAUCACCCUCCAGUCAGGCGCAGAGGCUCAGACUUUGCAUCACGAUGAUGGCUAUAUUACCGUCCCCCGGCCCCACCGGCCUUUUGGGUCUGCUAUUAUGAUUUCACUCGACGCAUAUACAGAAUUCAACGGUUCGACUGUUGUUGUGCCAAAAUCCCAUGAAUGGGGACCAGAUCGCAUACCGAGUCGUGCUGAGGCCCUCCCCGUCGUUAUGCCACGGGGAAGCAUUGUUUUCUUCCUAGGCACAUUGUGGCAUGGCGGUGGUCAGAACACAUCGGACCAUGAACGUCGCGCUCUCACAGUCCAGUACUGUCAGCCUUGGGUCCGCCCAAUAGAGAAUCAGAUUCUCGCUGUCAACUUCGGAAGACUACCUGAAAUCCCCAAGCACAUUGUCGACAUGAUGGGUUACCAGGUUGGUAAACCUUUCAUCGGCUUCGUCAACGGUGAAAGUCCUCUCAAGGCUGCCCAGAGACACUUGAAACGCUGGAAAGAGUCAAACGUCAUAAGCAGUAAGCUUUAGCAACGGUAAACGUUGGGAGUAAACUGAGUGGAUAGUUCAAGUAGGGAGGAGAAAGCAUGGAUAAAUUGUAUAAGAUAGCUCUUAGUCGCACAAUAAUUCAAAAUGCCAAUCGGUAGAAGGAGCAGUAAUACUCUAAUGGUCAGUCCGUGUACUUUUGGCUAAGUAGAGUUAAUAUGACAG
Molecule: messenger RNA, 1379 nt
Organism: Fusarium redolens
Lineage: Eukaryota; Fungi; Ascomycota; Sordariomycetes; Hypocreales; Nectriaceae
Exons: 2
Coding region: 291-1199 (302 amino acids)
Source: RefSeq, a predicted model, not a curated record